Aplosporella prunicola CBS 121167 is the source of this 1595-nucleotide messenger RNA. RefSeq lists its product as uncharacterized. Gene Ontology annotation, molecular function: phosphatidylinositol transfer activity. Lineage: Eukaryota; Fungi; Ascomycota; Dothideomycetes; Botryosphaeriales; Aplosporellaceae. The record is from RefSeq and is a predicted model, not a curated record. The transcript has 2 exons. The coding region runs from base 139 to 1416 and encodes 425 amino acids. Gene Ontology annotation, biological process: regulation of exocytosis; Golgi to plasma membrane protein transport. Gene Ontology annotation, cellular component: cortical endoplasmic reticulum; plasma membrane; cytosol.
AAUAGCGCCAAUCAGACCCUCCUGACGCGGGAGCUACGCGAGUCAGUCAUCAUUUGAUAUACUAUCCUUCCACCCUCUUGCUUCCCGUCUUUCUCCUCUCACCCCAGCUCUCUCCACCUCGGAAUCAAAUCACACACAAUGGCCUCUCAUCCGGAAGAACACGUCGCUGCUCCAGCUCAGUCGGCUGUCGACGAGGUUGACGAAAAGACCACCACCAUUGCUGAGCCCAACGGCGAAGCUCCUACAGCAACCACCACCGCUCCGGCCACCGAGCCUGCUCCUGCCCCUGUCCAAGAUGCGGCCGCAGCUGCUGUGCCCGCUACCAACGGCGAAGCUGCUGUAGACGCCAAGAAGAAGCCCGAGGAAGCUGCUGCCACUGACGCUGCUACUGAUGCUGUUGUUGACGGUGCCGCGCCUGCUCCUCCAGAGGCAGUUGCCGCGCCCGUUGACAGCGCAAUCGCGACCGAGACGGCCACCCCGACCGAGCAGCAGCAGCAGCCGGCCGACAACGCCACUGCCGCGUCGAACGGCCCCGUCUGGCCCGAACUCAGCGACGAUCACCCCCUUGCGAAGAUGUGCAAAGAUCUGCCCGAGCUAAUCACCAAGGCCGACGGCGCCAACGAGGUCUACGGCAUUACACUUGAUGGCGCGAACCCCACCUUCCACACCAAGUUGAUAUUGCAAAAGUUCCUGCGCGCCAACGCCAACGACCUGCCCAAGGCGAAGGAGCAGCUCGUCAACACGCUCAAGUGGCGCAAGCAGAUGAACCCGCUCGACCUCGUCAACCAGACGUUUGACAAGAAGCGCUUUGGCGGCUUGGGCUACGUGAUUGAGGUUGAGGAUGUGCCUGGCAGCCCCAACAAGAAGGACGUCGUCACCUUCAACAUCUAUGGCGCGGUCAAGGACAACAAGGCUACCUUUGGAGAUUUGGAUGCUUUCACCAAGUGGCGCGUCGCCAUCAUGGAGAUGGGCAUCGCCAAGCUGAAGCUCAACGAGGCCACCACACCCAUCCCCGACUACGGCAAGGGCGUCGACCCGUACCAGGGCAUCCAGGUGCACGACUACCUCAGCAUCUCGUUCCUGCGCCAGGACCCGCACGUCAAGGUCGCGACCAAGGAGACCAUCAAGAUGUUCUCCAACUACUACCCGGAGACGUUGUCGCGCAAGCUCUUCGUCAACGUGCCCGCACUCAUGGGCUGGAUGUUCACGGCCAUCAAGGCCUUCCUGUCCAAGGAGACGGUGCGCAAGUUCACGGUCCUCAGCUCAGGCAACCAGCUCGCUAGCCAGCUGGGCGACGGUGUCCCGGAGCCGUACGGCGGCAAGGGCAUCAAGCUCGAGGAGUUUGCCGACACAACCAGGUGGAACUCGGAGGACCCGCCCGUGCCUGCUCCUGCUUCCCCAGCGCCCGCGGCAUAGUAACGGUUGGGUGGUUGGUUCUUGGCGGCAGCGAGGCUCUCCCGUCUCUCUGUCAUCCCUCUCUCUGCUAGCGUUUUUUUUAUUGUUUUUCCUCUCCUCCUCCUCGUUCGAGCAUUUGCACAAAGUUUCCGAUACCAAUUGUCACGCGGCUGCAUCGCGUAGGGUAAUUUCCACUGGCU